This is a messenger RNA of Closterium sp. Naga37s-1, 5352 nucleotides long. The record is from the annotation of a GenBank genome assembly. Lineage: Eukaryota; Viridiplantae; Streptophyta; Zygnematophyceae; Desmidiales; Closteriaceae.
AUGCGCACAUGGGCGCAGAUAUCGGCGCGCUUGGCCUGGUUACUCUUCUGCCUCGUCUCCCACGCCAGCCACGUGGCAAAUGACUUCACCCUCCUCCUAGGCUUUUUCCUCACCGGGCAGGUGCUCACGCUGCCCGGCGCCGGCGCGUCGACGUCGCAGCACCUUCACCUGCCCGUUUUCGGCGCGACGAACGUGCACAUCGGGCCGGCGAAGGGUAACACGUCGGCGAAGUUUAUUCGCCCGGGCGUGAAGGGCGGCAUCAGCAUCAGCCGCAUGUGCAAGAACUGCGCCUCGUUCGUCAUGUACGCGGGCUGGAACAUGCCCGGCGCGCUCGUGACGUGGCAGAUGCUGCUCGAUGUCAAGUUCCCCUACCAUUUGCUCAUCCUGCAGUUCGGCGCCUUCGUCACCACCACGGGCCUGACCCAUCUGUUGGAGCUGUUCUCAUACGGGCAUCUGCCGCGCUUCCUGCUGCUGGGCAUCACGGCGUGCAAGCUGCUGUCCGCGCUCAUCAGCUGCUGCACCGUGCUGCAGCUGGGGCUCGAGCUGAGCGACAUUGCCAUGGUGCACGAACGCACCGUGCAGCUCAAGAGCAAGACGGAGGAGAGCAACAAGGAGGUGACGCGGCUGAUGGAAGCACACGAGGUGGAGCAGCAGCUGCGGCUGAUAGGGCAGCGCAUCCGCAGCACGCUGGACCACGGCGUCAUCAUCAGCACCGCGCUGCUCGAGCUGCGCGACCUGCUGGGCCUCGAAAACGCCGCGCUCUGGCUGCCCGCCCCUAACGGCCGGUCCCUGGAGCUGACGAAUGAGUGCGAGCACCGAGUGAAUCCCAUGCUCACCCUCGUGCCGCUCAAGGACAAGGUCGUCUCGCAGGUGAUAGCCAACCGCGCAGCCAUGAUCAUCCCAUCAUCCUGCCAGCUUGUCGAGUGCUCCGCACUGCCGCCCCCACUAGGCUCGGGCCGAACCAUUGAGGGAGGUAAGGCGGCCUGCUGCUUGCUGCGCAUCGAGUGGCGGGUGGCUCGUGAGGUGGCUGCAGGCGCUGCUGCCGUGCCGGUGACACUGGCAGACCCAGCCACGCCAGGAGCAAGGAGCCCUCAGGACGCGGCCUCCAUGGAGUAUGGCGUGCUCGUGCUGCUGCUGCCGGGGGAGGUCGCGGAGAAGGGCAAGGGGGGCGCAGGCGGAGGCGGAGGGGCGGGCGGAGGGGGAGGGGGAGGCGGAGGGGGAGAGGGCGGGUUGAAGAAGUUCCGCCAGGAGGUGCUGGAGAAGGUGGAUACGGUUGCUGAGCAGGUGAGCGGGGAGGGGAGAUCAGGAAAGGGGAGAGUUUCUUACUUGACUAAGGUAUUUUCAGCAGGGAGGUGCUGGAGAAGGUGGAUAUGGUGGCGGUACAGUAUCCCUCUCUCCUUCUCUCCUCCCCGGCCACAGCUGGCAGUGGCGCUGCGGCAUGCGGGGGUGCUGGAGGCGAGCCGGCAGGCACACGAGGUGUUGCUGGAGGAGGGCGAGCAGCUCAAGCAGGCCAACCUGGAGGGCAAAUCCGCUGUCAAGGCGCGAGACAACUUCCUGCAGGUGCGUACUGGACAGGUGCCAUCUGCGGCAGGUGCCAUCUGCGGCAGGUGUCGUCUGAGACAGGUGAUGAACGCCAAGAUGCGGACGCCAAUGCACUCCAUCACGGCGCUCUCAUCCCUCCUCGCCGAGUCGGACCUGAACGACGAGCAGCGCUCCAUGGCCGAAACCGUCGCCUUCUCCUCCACCCUCCUCGCCUCCCUCCUGUACGACAUUCUCGAGUUCUGGCGACUGGAGGAGGACAACAUGAAGCUCGUGCUGGGCCCCGAGCAGUUUGAGCUGCCGGCUCUGGUGACCGAGGCGGAGACGUUAUCAUCCCCCAUUGCAAAGGACAAGGGCAUCAUGCUGACGUUCAAGGCGGAUCCGAACCUGCCGGAGAGUGUGAUCGGGGAUGGCAACCGGCUGCUGCAGGAGGAGGACAACAUGAAGCUCGUGCCCGGCCCCGAGCAGCUUGAGCUGCCUGCUCUCGUCACCGAGGCGGAGACUCUGUCGUCGCCCAUUGCCAAGGACAAGGGCAUCAUGCUCACCUUCAAGGCGGACCCGAACCUGCCGGAGAGUGUGAUCGGGGACGGCAACCGCCUGCUGCAGGUGCUGCUGAAUGUGAUAAACAACGCCAUCAAGUACACAAACACGGGCACCAUUACAGUCACCGUCGCCCCCGAGCGCAUGGAGUGGGCGCGCGACGGAUUCGUGCUCAAGGCGGAGGCGGGGCACACGUUCAUCCGCUUCGAAGUCAAGGACUCGGGCGUGGACCUCCAGGCCGCCGACAUCCCCAAGCUGUUCGACAAGUUCCAGGAGGACGAGACCAAGGGGAGCAGGACUGGAUUGGGUCUUGCCCUUUCCCGGAAGUUUGUGCAGGCGGAGGCGGGGCACACGUUCAUCCGCUUCGAAGUCAAGGACUCGGGCGUGGACCUCCAGGCCGCCGACAUCCCCAAGCUGUUCGACAAGUUCCAGGAGGACGAGACCAAGGGGAGCAGGACUGGAUUGGGUCUUGCCCUUUCCCGGAAGUUUGUGCAGGCGGAGGCGGGGCACACGUUCAUCCGCUUCGAAGUCAAGGACUCGGGCGUGGACCUCCAGGCCGCCGACAUCCCCAAGAUCUUUGACAAGUUCCAGGAAGAUGAAACCAAGGGGAGCCGUACGGGUCUCGGCCUGGCGCUCUCAAGGAAGUUUGUGCAGGUGAGGGCUGGGAUUAAUGGCUUUGUGCUCAAGGCGGAGGCGGGGCACACGUUCAUCCGCUUCGAAGUCAAGGACUCGGGCGUGGACCUCCAAGCGGCCGACGUCCCGAAGCUGUUUGACAAGUUCCAGGAAGAUGAGACCAAGGGCAGCAGGACUGAAUUGGGGCUGGCGCUCUCCUGCAAGUUCGUGCAGCAUAUCUGCAUUUUCCCUCCCUGCUUCCCCUCCUGCCUCUCUGCCGCCCCCUCUGCUACCCUUCCUCCCUCCCUCCCUGCCUUGCUGCCUCCCUGCCCCACUGCCGGAACCGCAGCUGAUGAACGGGCACAUAUGGAUGGAGAGCAACGGGCGGGGCAAGGGGGCGACCUGAUGAACGGGCACAUCUGGAUGGAGAGCAACGGGCGCGGCAAGGGCGCGACGUGCAAGUUCCUGGCCAUGCUCAAGCUGGACGCCGAGGGCAGCGACCGCAGCGACGAGGACGAGGACGAGGGGCCCGACGUCAACUUCUUUGCUCUGCGGAUCAUGGUGGUGGAUGACAACAUGGUGAACCGACUAGUGACGAAGCGUCUGCUGGACCGCAUCGGCAUCUCAACGCGCGUGGUGGAGUCAGGCAAGGAGUGUCUGCGCAUCCUGGCGGAGGAGCAGGACGAGGAGAAGUACGACGUGUUGCUGCUCGACCUCAUGAUGCCCGAGGUGGGUUGGUGGGGGGGAAGGGAGGCGCAGGGGUGGGAGUGGGUGUUAAUCAAAGCAAGGUCAGCACGGGAGGAGCAGGACGAGGAGAAGUAUGAUGUGCUGCUGCUUGACCUCAUGAUGCCCGAGGAGGGUUUGUUGGGGGGAGGGGGAGGAGGGGAGGGGGAGAGGGGAUGGUGGUUGAGGGGGGUGUCCUCUUGGCCUAGUCGCAUCCUGACGCAGGAGCAGGACGAGGAGAAGUACUACGUGCUGCUGCUCGACCUCAUGAUGCCCGAGAUGGACGGAUACACGGUGGCCAACAAGAUUCGUACGGAGCUAAAGGCAGAGCUGCGGCCAAUGAUAGUGGCGCUGACGGCCAACGCGGACGAGACGACCAAGGACCAGUGCCUGCGCCACGGCAUGGCCGGCAUGAUCACCAAACCCAUCUCGCUCAAUGCGCUUCGUGACCAAUCAGUUAGGAUUUCCUCCAGAGAAGCUCCGAUCCAGUUCUCCACGAUGGCGCGUUUGGCUUUCCUCGUCGCAUCCCUGUCAGUGCUUCUGGUGGUGGCUUCUGCUCAGAAGCCAACCCUUCAGACUGGACCCAGCAACCCGACGGUCAACCUCGAUCAAGCCAAGGGCGCGAAUGGCGUCGUGACGAACGUCCCUACUAGCAUCGAGAAGGCAGCGGAUGACGGCAAGCUGGCUUCAUUGAAGGGCCAGACCGUCGUGAGCACGACCACUGACAGUAUUCUGCUGGUGGCCGUGAAGAAUUCCGCGUGGAACGCCAUGAAGUGCAAGAACGGCAUGAAGGGUAUGGACGCGAUUGGCAAGGGUGCGUGCACUCCUCAGAACUGCUCGUUCGGUGGCAUCGCCGCCAAGUGGAAGACGUCGAACCUGCUCAAGAACAAGCUGGGAGUGGAGGUGUACGUGAAGGGCAACCCCCUGACGGUGAAGAAGGCGUCCCCGCAGACGUGCUGCAACUCGUGCGCGGGCUACCCCGGCUGCACGUACUGGCAGUACAUCCCCGAUAUCACCAUCGACGGCAAGAAGUCGGACGGCGCGUGUUACCUGGUGCACGACAACAUCGACUUCACCUGCGGUGAGAUGACGGCGCAGUAUGCCACGGACUCGAAGCCCAUUCAGCUGCAGGUGCGCACGGGUGGCGAGUGCAACCCAUUGGCGAAGGUCGCUAACGACCCGCAUCUGGUGGGCGCGUACGGGACGCACUUCGACUUCAACGGGCGCCCAGACAAGGCUUUCUGCCUCCUGGCUGACAAGGACCUGCACAUCAACAUGCUGCUGCGCGGUUACUACUCUGACGACACUGAGAAUGCGGCGCUCGUCGUCGACGGCAAGGCCGUGCACACGUGGAUCAAGGAGCUCGGCAUCAUCUGGUUCGCCAACGGCGCCGACCACAUGGUGCGGCUCGCGGCGCGCGGCGGCAAGCAGCAGGAGCGCGGCGACGGAUUCAUGAAGACCAUCGAGAUCGACGGCAAGGUGAUGCCGAGGAUGAACGUCGGCGACGAGGUGACGACUGAGGGCGGUCUGACUCUGCGAUUCGCGGCGCUGGAGAAGGAGGGUCCGUAUGACGUGGACUACUACACGCUCGCGAUCGACGGGCUCGUGGCGCUCGACCUGCGCCUGCGCGUCGCCAACCCCAAGCUGCAGACCCCCAACGACGCCGAGGCGCACAUCAACGUGGGGAUUGUCGAGCUGGAGCACACCGACGACGUGCACGGCGUGCUCGGCCAGACGUACCGCCCCGACCACGCGGAGCGCGCCGCCAACUUCCAGAAGCUGAUCGCCAACCUGCACCGUCCGAUCUCGGCGGAGAGCGAGGAGGGCGCUGGGUUCCUUGACGGCACUCCCCGCAUGUACGAGUCGAGCUCCGUGCUGUCCGUGGACUGCGCGUACACCGAGUACCACCGCGCCAAGCAGCUGAGCCCCCUGCAGUAA